AUGGUGAAGGAAGAAUGGAGAGGGUUGGAAGAUGCUCAGUUUCUGGAUAAGCUGAAGGCAUUAUCAAAACCGCUAGGUAGAUGGCACAAGCAGCACUUUGGGAAUAUACCUGAAAAGAUAAAAAGGUUUGAGGAUGAGAUCAACAAAGUGGAUGACAUGGUCAGUAAUGGGGUUUAUGAUGGUACAAUCGAAGCAAGAAGAAAGGCGCUAGUGAGGUGCUGUGAACUGUGGUAUACGAGGCAAGAUAUACACUGGAAACAAAUGUCAAGGGCUCGGCAUGCCAAGGAGAUGGACAGGAACACAAGAUAUUUCCACAAUAUUGAAGUUACGCCAAAUAUCAGCUUUCGAGAUGGUCUAGUCAACCGAUUGGGGAUGGAGGAAGCUCAAGCGUUAGAGAUGUUACCGUCGGAGGAGGAAGUGAAGGAUGCAGUAUGGGAUUGCGAAUCGUCUAAGGCGCCGGAUAGUGAUGGGUAUAACAUGAACUUUAUAAAAAUGUGCUGGGAGGAGAUUAGAGUGGAAUUUACUAAAAUUGUGAUGACUUUCUUUGAGAUGGCGAGGCUACCAAUAGAUUCCAAUAUUACUUGGGUAGCGCUGGUACCGAAAUUUGUGGGUACAAAGGAGAUAGAGGAGAAUGAGAAUGAGAAGUGUAAUACCAGGCUUAGUAGGAGAAUCACAGAAUGCUUUUGUUAA
Messenger RNA from Arachis duranensis, 690 nucleotides. RefSeq lists its product as uncharacterized. Lineage: Eukaryota; Viridiplantae; Streptophyta; Magnoliopsida; Fabales; Fabaceae. The transcript has 2 exons. The record is from RefSeq and is a predicted model, not a curated record. The coding region runs from base 1 to 690 and encodes 229 amino acids.